UAGAGAGGAAGAGGCGCAGCGAAAGUGUCCACUUUCGUCAAAAUCUGUCCAAGCGAUAAGCAGACCGAUAAGCAUACCGCUUGCCUUCCCGAUUUUGCGACAACGACUCCAAUUGUUAGGGCGGAAACAAGACAAUAUUUUCAUUAUUAUACAGUGUCUUUGUCGCUAACGGGGAACUACGGCACGUGGGGGCGGAUUACCGAACAUUUUUUGUGUAACCCUGAUGGUACAUAAGCAGGUAGUGUGAUAACUUGCAUAUCAAUGUUGCGGUGGGUUACCGGGAGUUUGGUGCAUGUUAUUCUGCAUGUCAAUUAAGAGUAGAUCGGGGCAUUUCAUUUUAUGUCCGGCAGUCAUUGAAUGAGGUGUCUGAUGCCUACAGUCAGAUAGCGCACGUCGUGGACUUAAACUACUUGCAAUAGAGUUGUGUUUCAUAAGGAAUUUAGUUGUCGGGAUUGUCUUUAAUUGGCAUGGACAUAUCUUAGUCGUGUGUCUAUUAUAAAUUUAUUGCUAUAGGCUUUGUCAUAAUAUGCAGAAUAACGGUUCGGAAAUAAAGGUUCUCUCUCGUCACAUUUAGCCUAUGUGUAAAUUUUAGUAAUAUUAUCUGUUAGUAAUAUUAGCAUAAUAGCCCAUAAGGUAAUUUAAAUUGUUAAGUGAGAGUUAGACUACUAGCCUACACGUUAAAAUGGGAGUGGGGUUCGAAAAUACAGCAUCCACCACCAAGCUAUCCAUUCGCCAUGGGGUUUACAAAGAGGAGACAAAUAUCGCUCUGAAAGCACCCUUAAACGUAGAGGCUAUGUUACCAAAGAAAGUGGGGCACGCGACUGCAGAAAGAUCCACCUGGGGUCGCCGCCUUGAGUUUGUCCUUGCAUCGGUGGGGUACGCGGUUGGACUUGGGAACGUGUGGCGGUUUCCAUACCUCUGCUACAGGAGCGGUGGAGGUGCCUUUCUCAUUCCUUACUUUCUCAUGCUGUUUCUGUGUGGCAUCCCCCUGCUCUUCAUGGAGUUUGCCAUUGGGCAGUACACCCGUCUGGGACCAGUGCACGCUCUAGCCAAAAUCUGCCCGUUGUUCAAAGGUGUGGGAAUUGCCACAGUCGUGAUCUCCUUUGUGCUCUGCACCUACUACAACGUUCUCAUGAGCUGGGCGCUCUACUACUUCUUCAACUCAUUCCAAGCCAACUUCCCCUGGCAGUCCUGCAACAAUACCUGGAAUGCCGUAGGUAACUGCUCCAUCGGUUUCCCUGGCAAUGCCACCCACCUGCAUUCGGCCAGUCAGCAAUACUUUGAUCACAGACUUCUGGAGAUAACCAAUGGUAUUGAGGAGGCAGGAGGACUACGCUGGGAGCUGUUUGGCAUCCUUAUCCUGGCCUGGGUCAUUGUCUACUUGUGCAUCUUCAAAGGCGUCAAAUCCACUGGCAAGGUUGUUUAUUUCACUGCCACGUUCCCAUACUUCAUUCUGUUCGUCUUGCUCAUCAAUAAUGUCCAGCUUCCUGGAGCCAAGAAUGGGCUGCUCUACUUCCUGAAGCCUAAGUGGAGCAAGCUGCUUGAAGUUCAGGUUUGGAUUAACGCUGCAGCCCAGGUAUUCAACUCCAUUGGAAUAGGAUUUGGCACCAUGAUCUCCAUGGCCAGUUACAACAAGUUCAACAAUAACAUCCUCAGGGACACGUUGAUUGUCUCCUUAGCUAACUCCGCCACCAGUAUCCUGGCUGGCGUUGUGAUAUUUUCAGCCAUUGGCUACAUGGCUCAUAUCCACAACCUCUCAGUAGACAACAUCGCCACAGAUGGUCCUGGGUUGGUGUUUGUGGUGUAUCCAGAGGUCUUCUCCACUAUGCCUCUGCCCCAGUUGUGGGCUCCUCUGUUCUUCUUAAUGCUUCUCUGCCUGGGACUGGACAGUCAGUUUGCCAUGGUGGAGGUGGCGGUGACGUCCAUAAUGGACGGCUGUGGCCCCAAGGUGCUGCGUGUCCUGAAGAGACAGGAGAUCAUCGUUCUGGCUGUCUGUGUUAUCGGCUUUCUUCUAGGCAUUCCUCACAUCACUAAGGGGGGCAUGUAUGUGUUCCAGCUGAUGGACCACUACACUGCUGUGGUGUCUCUCAUGUUCCUGGCCUUCUUUGAGGUCCUCGCUGUCUGCUGGGUUUUUGGACUGCGGCGGAUGACCAUCAUGGUCAAGAGGAUGUUGGGAAAGGCUCCCAACAUCUAUUUCUGCUCCUGCUGGAUGUUCUUCUCCCCUGUGCUGGUCCUGUGCAUUCUGAUCUCCAGCAUCGUCCAGUACACACCAGCUCGCUAUGGGAAGUCAUACACAUACCCUGUCUGGGCAGAGGUGGUGGGCUGGGGAAUCUCCCUGGUCUCCAUCAUUUGGAUCCCCCUGGGAGCCCUGCAAGAGAUCUGCAGAAAUAAGGGCACACUGAUGCAGAGGAUAAAAACAGCCAUGACUCCUACAAUAGAGUUGGACCCUGUCAACCAUUUACCAGAGAAGCAGAGAGUGGACAUACCGGAGUCUGUUGACUUUAUCAGUCCUCCGUGAACAGGGACAAAACCACUGUGUCUAGGUGCGUGAGUGCGUGAGUCACUGUGACUGUGUGUGAGUGCUCUAUUAGGAUGGGGAGGUGGGGGCUGUUGGGUAGUUUAUGUAAAUAACUUUUUCAUGUAUUUACCGUAAUAUUUAUUCUAUGAAUCACUGAUACAUGACACCUAACCUAUAGUGAAAUAGACAGGGAUUGAGCAAGUUAAAAUAUUCCUUGAUAGGAAAACAGUCAACGUAAAACAGUAGGUUAUGGACCUCAAAGAUGUACUUCAAGUGCCAUGACAUGUCCUUGCCUUGAAGCACUUUAUUGCAGGGGUGAAAGUAGAUUUUUCUUACCGGUACUGGACACCCAAGUGCUCACACACAUUUUUUUUUAUACUACUAAAAGGGUAGCCUACUUUACUGACACUGACAAACAUAUGAAUAAAAACGAUGUUGUCUGAUUCAUAUAAUCGGCCAACGAAAAAGAGGAAGACAAAUACAAUAUGACGUCCAUCUAACCUGAAGGAGGAAAUUAUUGUCCAAAAACAAAAAGUGCCAUUGAACCAAUGAUAAAGAAAGUGAAUAUGCACACUCAUCGGGGAUAUGGCUGAUGUUCUCCGCUGGUACCAAUAAGAUAGGCUACUGUUCGCUCAAUUAAGUUAAGAAUUUUGAUAACUAAAAGACAGAUUGGAGUCUUUUCAUUGUCAGGUCUUUACAGCAAUAGCUAUUUGCUUUCCAAACAGUUUUUCCGUGAUUGUAUUUUUAAAUAUUGCGAUAUGCCUGGCUGGGUCUCUGCUUUUCACUGACAGUCGCAACUCCACAAUCAUCUAGCCUAUUUGGUAUUUCCAGCGCCCGCUGCCCAAAUUGUAUGCCCUUCCGACUGUAAGCUAUGUGAUUUAAAACAAUAAACAGAUUUUUUUAUUUUUUAUUGGAGCAUAUACCACCCAGUUUCAAGUCAAUUCACUAAUUUUUCAUGCGGCUGACAUGCAGUAAUGUUAAAUAAUGGUGUAAUAGCCUAUAGUUUUUGGGGCAUGUUGUAUUAAUUGUGAUAGGCUCACGUUUUACUGGUACGGCGUACCCCCACUAUUUAUUUUGCCAGGACGUUAUACUGGACCGUACCGCCUUACUUCCACCCCUGAUUAUGAUAUGGUAAACAUAAUCAUAAUCAUAAUCAUCAUGUCACAAGACUAUGAGCUCCGGAGGACAACUCGUCCCUCUGGUAAUCUCUUCAACCAACUCCUCUCCCCCUGGACCUAACAUAUUGUGUCUCCCAACUUAAAUUGACAAACAGUUUUCACCAAAUGUAAACACAAAUGUAGCCAAGACACACACAAGCAAUAGCCUCCUAUAGCGGCAUAUUUCAUAUCACAAAAUGACACUGCUCACUCAACUCAGCUCAGCCUUAGACCGAUGUAGCAUCCACAGUUACAACCAAUAGGUGGCACUAAAAGACCAAUAUAUGGACACAUUUCAUCUGAAUGGUUUGCAACGCAAACUCCAUAGCCUUUCACAAUGAUUUAUAAUUCUUCCAAUGCAAUGCGCGAGUCUUGCACAAACACCCAUAAUAAUAUUACUAUUUGAAAUAUUAUUACACACACAUAAUGCAUUUCCAUAUCAACAAUUGAAAUGACUAAAAAAUGCAGUCUCAUAAAAAAAGAAUUCUAGGUUGAUAAAUCAAAUGCAUUAAAGGGAGGUUGUCUAUUCUCUUGUUUUUAUUUUACCAGGUAAGUUGACUGAGAACACAUUCUCAUUUACGCAACGACCUGGGGAAUAGUUACAGGGGAGAGGAGGGGGGAUAAAUGAUCCAAUUGGAAGCUGGGGAUGAUUUAGGUGUGAUUGGUAAGAUGUUUCCACCUUUUAAUGGGGUGAUUGUUGUCUAAUCGAGUGGAUGGUAUGGGGCCAGAUUGGGAAUUUAGCCAGCCAUGUUCAUUCAACAGUAGCCUAAACCGCAAAUUGCAAAGGAAAAUGAAUUUAGGCCUACCUUUACUUGUAAAUGAAGUCCAUUCGUUGUCCUUUAGGGUGAACCACUCAGUGAUUGUUUGAGGUGCAGUAUAGUGUCCAUUGUCAGGUUGUUUUUGCUAGUUAGCUUCGUUCAGUUCAAGGAAUGCGAGUGCCAAAUUAUGUAGACGCCCAAAUGUGCAGAGCUUUCCCCAGGCUUACCCACACAACAUGUUUAGGCAAUAUGCAUGCUCAAAAUAUGAAAUCCGCUCAAUGCAACAAAUGAUGGCCAGGCAAAGCAGUGAGAAAACAAACCUUUUCCCUUUCACCAGACAGAGUUCAUGGACUAAGGUCCACAUUGAAUCAACAUCGCCACCUUGUGGCCAUUUCAAAGUUUUUACUCACACCGUGAGGUCAGUUGGGGCUCAUGUGAAUAUUGAUCUCUGCGAUUGACUGGACAACCAGGCUAGUCUAAUAUAGGAAGAUGCAUAUGAUCUUUGUUCAAACAAUAUACAUUCCUCUCCUAGAGAGAUGUAUACAAUUAGAUGUAUAUAGGUUAAAUGUGAGGAGGCAACACUGCAGUGUCAUUGCCAUGACAUCUGUUAGUGGGGAGAGUCCAGUGUUCUGACACCAUUCAUCAGCUUUUUUACACUUGAAUGGACAUUGAAGUGUAAUUGACGUUUUGGGGUUCUGGGUGGAGUUUUAUAUUUGACUUGCUCUGCCAUAGUUUGGGCCUCAGUCGUGUGUCUUCAUGUUUGUUACAACAAUUACAAUUUGAGCUCAGCUUUACCAGGAGUGCCUUUUGUCAUUAAAAGAUCCAAUGAUAUUGGAAUUGUCAUUGGACUAUCGGACUGAAAGGCUCAAAGAAAUAAAUAUGAUUAGAUGGUCAAAUGUAUGAAAUAAAUACAAUGGGGUUUCUUUUGAGGGUUCACAAAUAUGUGACUAAGUGAAGAUACGUUUGCCACCUGCCUCAAGUGCCAUGUAUCAAAAAUAUAGAUUUUGGAUGAUCAAUAUUUAAUGAAAAUACCAAAAUAUAUAAAUAUAUCAUAGAGAUGAUCACCAACCCAUCUUAAGGAUCAUUAAAAAAAUUCACAAAAUUCUAAUUUAAAGUGUUUACAAGAUCAAAUCCACGUUUAGUGAGCUGUUUAGAGUGCAUUUUGUGUCUGUUUGCCAAACAGCAUUUAGUUUUGACUAAUUAGUUUAAAUGACAAUCGUCUAUAUUUCUACCAAACCACAAUAAGAGGUUAAAAAGAUAAUCAUGCCUAAUACACUUUUGUUAUUCUAUGCAAUUGUAUGGUUUGUCUUAUUUUAUAUGUGCUGUAAUAUUACCUCACAUUUUAUUUGCCACAUGCGCCGAAUACAACAGGGGUAGACCUUACAGUGAAAUGCUUACAUACAAGCCCUUA
Coregonus clupeaformis (lake whitefish) is the source of this 5844-nucleotide messenger RNA. Its product is annotated as sodium- and chloride-dependent GABA transporter ine. Gene Ontology annotation, biological process: sodium ion transmembrane transport. Gene Ontology annotation, cellular component: membrane. The record is from RefSeq and is a predicted model, not a curated record. Lineage: Eukaryota; Metazoa; Chordata; Actinopteri; Salmoniformes; Salmonidae. The transcript is spliced from 13 exons. The coding region runs from base 683 to 2518 and encodes 611 amino acids.